GACAAAAACAGCAUACACACAUGUCAUGUGCAGGUUAGGGAAAAACGUGAACUUUCAGGCAGGCAGUUAUGUAGCACAGGAAGAGGGGCUACAGGCUUGUUGCAGGAGGGGGAUUUUGUCUUUGUGCCUGAUUAAGAAGUACUGUUGUGUCAUUGAGCGAAUCUUAUAGGAAUUGUAUGUUUUGGUGUAAGAGGAUCGUUCUAGUAGGUAAAACAGCUCUAGGGUUUAUAAAUGACAUGAGAGUGUUGUUGAAGAUUGUUGGAUUGGAUUCAGGAGAGGAAAGACUCGGGGAAAACUAAACCAAGGCUGAAAAGAUGACUUCUCAGAGUUUUCAGAACAUUAAUAAUAUAACACCACUUCAACAGAUGGUAUCUUCUUGUUCUGGGGCUCUGCUCACAUCGUUGUUUGUAACUCCUUUGGAUGUUAUAAAGAUCAGACUCCAAGCACAGAGCACCCCUUUAUUCAAAGGAAAAUGUUUUGUGUAUUGCAAUGGUUUGAUGGAUCAUAUCUGCGUGUGUGAAAACGGGAACGGGAAGGCCUGGUAUAAACCUCAGGGUCAUUUCAGCGGCACACUGGAUGCCUUCAUCAAGAUUGUACGCCAGGAAGGGAUCAAGUCGCUGUGGAGUGGCCUUCCUCCUACACUAGUUAUGGCAAUUCCAGCUACAGUGAUUUACUUCACCUCUUAUGACCAGCUCUGUGCUGCUCUCAAGCUCCGGAUGGGGGAAAAGGCAGAACUGGCACCACUAUUAGCCGGAGCAACAGCUAGAGUGGGCUCGGCUACUCUGAUCAGUCCGUUAGAACUGAUCCGCACUAAGCUGCAGUCAGAGAGGCAGUCGUACAGAGAGCUGAGUGCCGUGAUCCGCUCAGCCAUACACAUCGAGGGAUGGCACACUCUCUGGAGGGGUCUCGGGCCCACGCUGCUCAGGGAUGUACCAUUUUCAGCCAUGUACUGGUACAACUAUGAGAAAGGUAAAACCUUCCUGUGUCACUACAACAAGACGAAUGAGCCGACCUUCAGCAUCGCUUUCAUCUCAGGAGCAGUGUCUGGCUCUAUUGCAUCAAUUGUAACACUGCCGUUUGACGUGGUGAAGACCAGAAGGCAGGUGGAACUGGGUGAACUGCAAGCUAGAAAAUUGUCGCCUCAAGCCUCGUCCUCAACCUAUAUGGUGAUGAAAAGGAUCGUGGCAGAGAGUGGCAUCAAAGGACUCUUCGCAGGUUUCAUGCCCCGGCUGAUAAAAGUGGCUCCAGCCUGUGCUAUAAUGAUAAGCACUUAUGAGUUUGGCAAGGCCUUCUUCCGCAAACAGAACCAAGAGAACAGACAAGUUCUUACACUGCACACCACCAAAACUUAAUCACUCCAUCUGUCACACACUUUCAGUAACUUAAAAACACACAUUUGCUUUAGCUAUCUAAAAUCAAUGUACAAAUACUCUUUUUUUAAAAGUCCUUUUUUUUUUUUUUUUUUUUUUUUUUAAUGAUGAAUCAAGAAUAAGCUAAACAAUGGCCUUUUGCCAGUAAAUUCCGUCUAAAGAGAUUUUGACACCCCACAUAUCCUCAUGUACCACUCAGAUUAACCUGCAUGGUGUGUGUGUGAAUUCCACAGCAAUAGGAAAAUACACUGUGAAUAAAAACUUGCUGUAUUUAAAGGUUAGUUAUUUUAUGUCCAGGUUUGUUGUAUUAGCUGUAUUGCCAAUUCCUCUUAUGCUUUUAUAGAAUUCUUCUUGCGAAGAUCAUGUUUUUUAUCGCUUGUAGGUCUGAAGGUGGGUUUCGUUUCAUGUUUAAGUGCGUUUAGUUUAAUUGAUUAAAGAAUUCAAUGUUGUGAACGAUA
Molecule: messenger RNA, 1828 nt
Organism: Silurus meridionalis
Lineage: Eukaryota; Metazoa; Chordata; Actinopteri; Siluriformes; Siluridae
Gene: slc25a40
Product: solute carrier family 25 member 40
Exons: 11
Coding region: 315-1352 (345 amino acids)
Biological process (GO): mitochondrial transmembrane transport
Source: RefSeq, a predicted model, not a curated record